This is a messenger RNA of Tetrahymena thermophila SB210, 309 nucleotides long. Its product is annotated as transmembrane protein, putative. The record is from RefSeq and is a predicted model, not a curated record. Lineage: Eukaryota; Ciliophora; Oligohymenophorea; Hymenostomatida; Tetrahymenidae. The transcript has a single exon.
AUGAUCUAAGCAAAGCAAAAGAAUACUAUGCUUACUAAUUAAAUGCCUUUAGUAACUUUAUCUUAAUCAUAUUCUUAAAAUAUUACUGUAGAUAAUAGCAGUAUUUAUAAAGAAAAUAUGGAAACUUUUUCUAGGUUAUUCAAGAAUUUAGAAAUAAAAGGAUUGCAAACUUAUAAUCCUAUAAAGUAAAACAGGAGAGUAAUUGAAAUUAAAUUACCUGAAAUUAAGAAAUACUACUUUAAUAAAAUGUUCAAUACCACAAUGAUUAUUUUAACUAUAAGUCUAAUUGCCUCCCAAUAAUAAUAUUGA